AGCCUCCCACAUUCAGGGUGCUGUAGCCUAGCUAGGCAGUCAGUCACUGACAUCCUGUGUGGACGUCAACGUCCACAGCCCUCUCAACGCCCGGGUCCCCCAGACCUUCGCAUCCGACGCCUGCGCAUCAUGGCGGGUGUCCUGCGAACGGCGGCGCUGAUGGCACUCGUCCAGCGCGUGUGUGCCAUCGCUGUGGUGGGCUAUGUGCCGGACUACCGCUUCAACUCCAUUGACUGGAGAAAGGCGGUGGCGCGGACGACGCAUUUGAUCCUUUUCUCGGUGGAGCCCAAGGUGGACGGCUUGCAGAACCUGGAUACGAUCCGCGGCAUCUUGCGACCGCAGUCAGCCUUGUCGGUCGCCCUAGAGCAAGCAGGUGCUGAUGCACCGAAGGUCUUAGUGAGCGUCGGCGGCGCUGGGCGCUCGGCGGACUUUGGGCAGGUGCUCGGGAGCAAGAAGAGUCGCAAGCGCCUCGCCAAGCAGCUCUUGAGCCUUUUGCAGGAGCUGCCACAGCUCUCCGGCCUGGACUUCGACGUGGAGGUGCAAAACCCGGAUUGGCUCAAUCUGGCCAAGCUGGUGCUGAUGCUGCGCACUGCCAUCGGUUCGCGGGGUGGCGAGAUGCCAGUCAUGACCAUGACCUUCCACGCGCUCUCGGCCGCGAUGAAGGGCUUCGCGCCCUUGACCUUGAAGCCACAGGACUCUGAGGAAAAGCGAUUCGUCGAUCUCUUUGACAUGUGUCACGCCAUGACCUACACGGUGAUGGAUCAGCAGGGCCGCCACGCGAGCGAAAAGAUGGACACCGACGUGGUCGAGGCAUGGGCCAAGCUCGGUUUGCCUGCAGAGCGGCUCACCUUAGGCAUCCCUCUCUUCGCUGUCAAGAACGGUGCGGUGCCUGCGACCUACCAGGAGAUCGUCACUCAGGAGCCUAGCAUCAUCUCCUCGGGCCAAGAGCGCACCAAGGAGGGCUUCUUCUUCGUGAACGCUGCGAGCGCCGCCAAGAAAGUGCAAUUGGCUGAGGAGCGAGGCAUCGCUGGGUUGAUGAUUUGGGAGCUGGGCCAAGAUGUCUUGGAGGAUCACGGCAACAUCCUUAGGGAGGUCUGGAACGCCGCCAAGAACAAGGGCUUCUUGCACCGCCUCCUCGGCUUCAGCUUCAAGGAGGAUCACCUUUUCAGCUGCUGAGCGGGUCCAGCUGGAGUUCGAAGAAUGAAACCUAAUAGCAAAGCGAUGGCCAACCCAGAAGCGAUGGCCUCCAACCUAGUAGCAAUGGCCUCCACCCUGGUAGAUGGCCUCCAAAAGAGUUUGAAGAUUCGUUCGAAGGCUCAUUGGACAUGCGGGGGGGGGGACCACCAGGUGUUCCACACCAGAUCCGUUCUCCAGGUAGUUCUCACAAAGACUCCACUUCCGAUCCUUAAGUGAUGCACCAGGUUUCUCUCCUUCGUUCAGCCACCGCUUGGAGGAAUGUGCCCAGCCCUCACUUUAGCGACCCCUCUCUCAGCAUCGGCCGAUCGGCCGAGGCUUCCUCACCGUGCUGAUGGGAGGCGGAGAAAACAAGGGGGAGAUGCGUCCACCGGCGUUUGGGUGUUGGUCAAUUCUCACUGGGGCAUACCAAGAACACUGACCAACCAUCCAAGGCAGAAGGGUUUUGAGAAACUGGUGGACAGAGCUACUCUGCCACGGCUGCUUUGGACUCAACAGCUGCAAGAAAGAAGGUGAAGGCUACUGUCCCUCAGAAAUUGAACUAAGCUGCCUCUCCAAACCCCUACUAGUACAAGCCCCCGUCCACAGAGAACAGGGCAGAAUUCCAAGGAGUCAGCGUCAGGCUACUACUUCUUAAAGGUCAUGCAGUUGGCCAUGAAGCCAUCGCCGAAGCCUUUGAAGCAGUUCUCUGAGGAGACCGAGGAGACCGAGGAGACCGAAGCGAAGACCGACUGAAGGGGCAGCACCGGUGGCAUGCCCGAAGCAGUGGCACCGGUGGGGAGGUCGGAUAUGUGCACAGCAGGAACGCAGGAAAAAGACUGCGGGAUCGCCUGCCAGGGUUGGAGCACAGCAUCCAUCAUGAAAAUGGAAACCGUGCUUAGUGCUGAUUGUGUUCCUUCCAAAGCCUUUGCGUCCCAAAGACGGGCAAAGCUUUCAACAGCGAGGAAGCGGCGACACAUGCGAACAUAGGUAGAGUGUUGAGCAGCUUCGUGUUUGAAGACUCCGAU
Molecule: messenger RNA, 2201 nt
Organism: Durusdinium trenchii
Lineage: Eukaryota; Dinophyceae; Suessiales; Symbiodiniaceae
Source: the annotation of a GenBank genome assembly